Contarinia nasturtii (swede midge) is the source of this 1124-nucleotide messenger RNA. RefSeq lists its product as uncharacterized. The transcript is spliced from 9 exons. The coding region runs from base 28 to 882 and encodes 284 amino acids. NCBI's taxonomy places the organism in Eukaryota, Metazoa, Arthropoda, Insecta, Diptera, Cecidomyiidae. The record is from RefSeq and is a predicted model, not a curated record.
CUUCAGUUGUAUCUUAUAAUUGAAACAAUGAAGUUCAUCGCUACUUUCGCUUUAGUGUGCUGUGUCAUAUCGACCACAUUGGCAGAACCGCAAAGGAAUGCAGAUGAACUGACGGAUCCAGCCGUGGUUUCCACGGGAGCGGCACUUUUGAGCCGUUUUUGCCGAAUUGGACCACUUGAUGCUAUUAUCGGGGUUGGAGUUGCAAAAGGAACAGCCGCCGGUUUAAAAAAAUAUAAAGAAACAAAUGAUAUGGCGCUCGCAUCACGAGCAGCAGCGGAGGAAGGUUUUUCUGGCGCUGCUGGUUUUGUAACUAAAGGAAUUGGUGCAAUUAUAACUGGGGCUGCUAUGGUAAAGGACAUCAAGGACGGAAAGGACAUUAAAGAGACAUUCAAUCAUCGAGCCAAAGAAACUAUCGAUUAUAUCAAGGCGGAAGUCAUUAACAAUCCAAAAGGCAAAGUUGCAAAUAGCUUGAUCACAGGCGCAAACGUAGCCGCGACUUGGACGGUUGGCCCGAUUCCAGCAUUUAUUGCCGCUUCGCUGGCAAAAGCGGCAGCCGAUGGUAUGCAAAAAUACAAAGAAACAAAUGAUGCAAACGAAGCAGCAAAAGAAGCGUAUAUGUCGGGAUACAACAGUGCCGCAAGAGUUAUACGUGCGUUGUGUGGUUUGGUCGCAAGUGGUACCGGUUUGGCUGAAGAUUUACAUUCCGGAAAGGAUACGUCAGUUGCGUUAAAGGAACGUGGUAGUCAAGCUUUAAAAAGUAUUCUGGGUCAGAGCAGUAAGGCGGGCACACCAAGCAGUACUAGUACUACAAAGAAUGCUUCGACCUCAAAGCCAUCUACUUCAAAAAAUGUCCCGAAUACGAAGAAGGGAGGUAAAAAGUAAAGACCUGUGCCCAAUUUAUAAUAAUUUGAAACACACUGAUUACAGCGCCACAUUAAUAUGUGACGUUUCCAUAAAUGCCCAAUGCAAAUCAAAACAUUAUAGAUUUCAUACAAAAUUUGACAAUGGUCUUUGAUUUUGUCUUUAGUUCCAGAAAUAUAUUACGUGAUUUGAUAUGUGUAUUUUUUAUAAAUAAAACUGUUUCGAAUGUUAAAUAAAUGCAAAAUAGAAUAUGGAAACGCUGA